This is a messenger RNA of Salvelinus namaycush (lake trout), 1433 nucleotides long. RefSeq names its product interleukin-18 receptor 1-like. The transcript is spliced from 5 exons. The coding region runs from base 1 to 681 and encodes 226 amino acids. The record is from RefSeq and is a predicted model, not a curated record. Gene Ontology annotation, biological process: signal transduction. NCBI's taxonomy places the organism in Eukaryota, Metazoa, Chordata, Actinopteri, Salmoniformes, Salmonidae.
AUGAUUUUCUGUCCACUCCAGUUCCACUUCCUGGUGCUGGGUAUAGUGGGGGUCUUUGCCGUGACGGUGGUGGUGGUGACUGUUGUCUAUGUCAAGCUGAAGGUGGACAUCAUUCUAUUUCUCAGAGAUGAUCUGGGCUGGCGUCAACACAACGUCUCUGAUGGGAAGCGUUACGAUGCCUAUGUGUUGUGUUAUAAGAGUGACACAGAGUCAGGUGUCAGUGAGGAGGACAGGCGUCAGGUGGAGGAGGUGCUGGAAGAGGAGUAUGGUUACAGCCUGUGUCUCUACGACCGUGACGUGCUCCCUGGGGAGGCUGUGGCUGAGGCGGUGCUGGGGUGUAUAGAGCAGAGCCGGAGACUGAUCCUGGUGCCCAGCAGCCUGGGGCUGAACCCAGGGCAGGACAGUCAGUAUAGUCUGCUCACUGGGCUCCAUGCUGCACUGGUGGAACGGCAGACCUGGCUGGUCCUCGUCCAGACAGAGUCAGCCCCAGACAGCCAGGUGGAUCUGGACCUGGACUCCCUCUCUGAGGCCCUGCGGCUGCUGGCCCAGUCAGGACACACCGUCACCUGGAGGGGCUCCCACUCCAAACCCCUCUCCUCACCCUUCUGGAAGGAGCUGCGUUACCGUAUGCCUGCCAGGACCAGACAGUGCCCCCCGAAGGAUGAGAGGACCAUUCUGUGAUUAUAUAGGCUCCAGGGCAGGGUUUGGGUUCAGUCAGUUCACAAAGUAAACUGAAAUUCAAAUUCAAAUGAAAUAAUGGCAUCUAUUUUCAUUUUUUUUUUUUUUUUUACUUCAAAUUGACCCCAACCCUGCUCCGGGGUGAAAUAAAUGCAUCUAACUUGAUUAAUGUGCCAUUUUUACCUAUUUACCUAUAAGAGUUUUGCCUAUAAUAGUUUUCCUUACCCCAGCAACAGAAUGCUGUGGGCUUACCCCAGCAACAGAAUGCUGUGGGCUUACCCCAGCAACAGAAUGCUGUGGGCUUACCCCAGCAACAGAAUGCUGUGGGCUUACCCCAGCAACAGAAUGCUGUGGGCUUACCCCAGCAACAGAAUGCUGUGGGCGUAUACCGGUCAUUAAAAAUAUUAAUGCGACUAGACCGCUGAUUGGCCAGCUCGGCCAAUGAGCCAACAUUAUUACAUCAUGUUCUGUGAGGAAAUAGCAAGAAGUGUAUUUGAGAUAUAAGUUUUUUGGUGGGGUUUUUGUGUGUUUUUUGUUUUCUCAAAUGUAUACAUUGGCCACAAAUACGAGUAUAGGACAUUAUUUGGGUAUGAGUUAAUGGAAUAUGAACUGGACAGUUACUUUAAGACCCACUGCCAUCCAAAACUACCACGGCAUACUCUGCUUGUCCAGUGGACAGAAGACUUGUCUUUCUCGCUCUACCUGUUUCUCUCUGUUACCAGUCGGGGGCCAGACCCCCCCCCCCCCAAAAAAAA